Pungitius pungitius (ninespine stickleback) is the source of this 2149-nucleotide messenger RNA. Its product is annotated as sterol 26-hydroxylase, mitochondrial. Gene Ontology annotation, biological process: C21-steroid hormone biosynthetic process; cholesterol metabolic process; cortisol metabolic process. The record is from RefSeq and is a predicted model, not a curated record. Gene Ontology annotation, cellular component: mitochondrial inner membrane. The coding region runs from base 42 to 1571 and encodes 509 amino acids. Lineage: Eukaryota; Metazoa; Chordata; Actinopteri; Perciformes; Gasterosteidae. The transcript has 9 exons. Gene Ontology annotation, molecular function: heme binding; iron ion binding; monooxygenase activity.
GGAUGUAACAGGAGCCGUGUGUUUUCCGCUGCGCCCUCGCCAUGGCUGCAUGGCUGUCCCGGAGUGUGACGCGAAGGUUCUGGCUUUCUCCGUGGCCCGGCGCCGCGGCCUGCCGGCGGGGGGGGGGAGGCCCGGCGUCCCGGGAAGCGCCUCGGACGGUGGAGGACCUCCCACACGUCAGCUUUGUGGAGAUGCUCUACAGGAUGUUGUUUAAGGGUUUCAACAACCGUCUGCAUGAGCUGCAGAUCUAUGAGAAGCAGCUUUAUGGGCCCAUAUAUAGAAACGGACUGCAGUCUGUUUCCCUGAACACUGCCAAGAUUCUGGAGGAGGUCCUGAGGAACGAGGAGAAGUUCCCCUGCAGAGGAGACAUGACAGUGUGGAGAGAGUAUCGUGAUUUGAGGGGAUUUGGCUACGGGCCUUUCACAGACGAGGGGGAGAAGUGGUACAGCCUGAGGGUGAUGCUGAAUAAGCGCAUGCUGCAUCCAAAGGACUCGGCUCAGUAUGACGCCGUCAUCAAUGACGUGGUUACGGACUUCAUGAAGAGGAUCUACUUCCUGCGUCAGGGCAGCACAACGGGGGACGUGGUGCCAGAUGUGGCCAAUGAGCUCUAUCACUUCUCACUGGAGGGUAUUGCCUCCAUACUGUUUGAGACGAGGCUCGGGUGUCUGAAGAAGGAAAUCCCUGCAGGGACCCAAGACUUCAUCAACGCCAUAGCCCUGAUGUUCUCCAACAACAUGCCUGUCUUUGUGACCCCCAAAUGGAGCCGCAGGCUGCUGCCCUACUGGGGGCGCUACGUGGCGGGCUGGGACGGUAUCUUCUGCUUCGCUAAAGGGUUGAUUGACAAGAAGAUGGAGGUGAUUCAGCAGCGCGUGGACAACAACGAGGACGUGCAGGGCGAGUACCUCACGUACCUCCUCUCCAACACUCAGAUGAGCACAAGAGACGUGUACGGCAGCAUCGCUGAGCUUCUGCUAGCUGGAGUGGACACGACCUCCAACACCCUCACGUGGGCUCUGCACCUGCUGUCCAAGUUCCCUGCAGCGCAGGACGCACUUUACCGAGAAGUGUCCACGGCGGUGGCGGCCGGCCGGAUUCCCUCCGCUGCCGAGGUCACGCGGAUGCAGUAUUUACGAGCCGUCAUCAAAGAGACCCUGAGGAUGUACCCGGUGGUUCCUAUCAACUCACGGAUCAUCGCAGAGAAGAGUGUUGUCAUUGGUGGAUAUCAAUUCCCAAAGAAAACCACUUUCACCUUUUGUCACUACGCCAUAAGUCACGACGAGGACGCCUUCCCAGAGCCGUUCACCUUCAAGCCAGAGAGAUGGCUCCGGGACGGCCGCCAGAGGCCAAACGCCUUCGCCUCCAUCCCUUUUGGCUUCGGCGUGAGAGGCUGCGUCGGGCGGCGCAUCGCCGAGCUUGAGAUGUAUCUGCUUCUGUUUCGGAUUAUAAGGCAGUUUGAAAUCAAACCAGACCCAAAUGUGGGGGAGUUGAAAUGCAUCCACCGCGCUGUUCUGAUACCAGACCGACCCGUCAAUCUGCACUUCGUGGAGCGAGGAGCCGGAAACGCAGCUUGAUUUGCUUUUAGCAGGUUUCUUCUAAUUAAAAUGUGUGUAUUAGGAGAACGAGACUUGGAACUUUUGGUAUUACAAAUGCAAGUCAAUAUAAAAUGCAUAUUAUUAUUAGUAUAUACAAAAAUGUAUUUCCUUUAUGUAUUUUUUCCAAAAAAUAAUUUUGCAAUUUUACUCGCUAUUCAAUAUUUUGAAGCAAAUUUCAAACCAAUGAGGUCUUCUGGAAUGUUAUUCACCCUGCAGAAUGUACAGAAGAGCGUUUUUUAGAAUGAGGUCAUGGAGAUAAUAUACAGUACCAUUAAGAAGUUAGGACACACUUUCUCAGAAACCUUUGACUGCUUCUGUAUGAGAAUUAACAAAAAGAUUAAGUAAAAUUGUUAUUUUUGUCAUCAGCAUUUUACUGUUUCUUGCCCGGCACCUGUUACUUCAUUUAGGUGGGAAUAAUUUACAUUUACAAAACAGGAAUUGUAAUAUUCAUUGUCAUAGCAAAUUCAAUAUGCACAAUGUGCACAACAAAACAUGUACCUUUUGCAUUCACUACUAACACCUGCACUGCUGCACUGAAAUAAACAAAACUAUGUAAC